This is a messenger RNA of Brassica rapa (field mustard), 8552 nucleotides long. RefSeq names its product tyrosine-sulfated glycopeptide receptor 1. Gene Ontology annotation, molecular function: ATP binding; protein kinase activity; receptor serine/threonine kinase binding. Gene Ontology annotation, biological process: protein phosphorylation. The record is from RefSeq and is a predicted model, not a curated record. Lineage: Eukaryota; Viridiplantae; Streptophyta; Magnoliopsida; Brassicales; Brassicaceae.
UAUUUUACUGCGGAAAAUAUUAUUUUUAACAAUGUAUAGUAUUUCGUAGAAAACAUUAUAUAUUUUAAAUGUUUAAAUUAGUAAGCAAAUGAACUUAGCGAUAAUGCAGAUUUUUUUUCUUUGCUAAUCUUUGGAUAAGUAUACCGAUGCUGCAAUAAACUUGACCAGUGAAAAAACUUGUAGUGAUAAGACCAUUCCGCAACUUGCUAAAUGUGAACCGUUGUAAUAUCUGUUUGUACCUAUACGGUUGUACCAAUCACUGCAUUGCCUCUCUUGGAGGGGACCAUUCCAUUUAUGCUUUGGUAGGUAAAUCCCAUUUUUUGUGUAAAAAAGUUAUUUAUUCUUAGUCUGGAAAUUUAGGCAGAGACAAUGCUGAUGAAGACAGAAAUCUUUCCAAAUACAAAGCUCAAAGAAAAAAAAAGUUGUUGGAAAUAAACAAAUCUUACAUCACAAAAAUAAAAGUGGAUUUAAAUAAUAUAUAAAAAUUUAGGUCAAUCUAUUUAUAACUAAUUGAUUUUAAAUUAGACGUCUAUAGAAUUUAAUAUUAUAGCCAAGAGCUUAAUGUUAUAGCCACAUAGCUUCAAAUAUUAUUUCAAAUAUUACCACGACCAAUUCGAAUAGACUUUUGAUGAGUCUCCUUGAAUGUCUUUAUUGUAUUUCAACAAUAUUAGUACUAUAUUUACAAAUGCAGCUUAUGGAUGAUAUUUAAUUAAAUGUUCUUACUAGACAAGCAUGAAUGUUUUCUUACCAAUAAAAUUUCUCAAAGAAUAUGGAGUGCAUUAUAAACUAAAAUGAUGGUGUGUGUCGACUGGUUUACACAUCUUUUAACACUCUUUAGUCUUUCCACGAUAUCGAUAACCCUCCAGGCCACCACUACCUUUUACUCUCUUAACAUGCGUUAAUUUUUUGAAUAAACAAGCAAAGUAAGUCAAAUGUAAUAGAUGACGUUGGGACAUCCACUAACUAAAAAUAAUUUAGAUAGCUAAAAUCAUAUUGUAUCUACGUAUAUUGCUAAAAUCAUAUUGUAUCUACGUAUAUUGAGCUAAAUGAAGAUCCUUUUAGGCUUUCAAGAUCAAAGGAAGUGGAAAACAAUCCUCCUGCUCGAGUCCUAUGUUUAAGGAUCUUGUCUUUUCACGAAGUGGAACCUUAAAGUCAUUUGCAGCUUCAGGCACUCAUAAAUAUAUAUGGACAGAAAAAUUGUUUUAAAGAAUCAUUUUAAGAGUUUUUUUUUUGAAACACUUAAGAGGUUAAAAUAGUUAUGAUAUUAAAAUAUCUAAUCAGCCCAUGUCUGAUUUUUAAUUAUAAUUCUAAUCUUGAUAAUAAUAAAUUUGUGUCAGAUUUAGUUUACUAACUCAUACUAUUAUUAAGUUAGUAUAUAAUCCCAAAACGGUAUUUCAGUCCGUUGAACCUUGAGUUAUAUUAUAAUCAAAGUUUCAACCUACAACACACACAUCAACCUGAUUUCUUGCUCAAGAAAAGCAAUAACUUAAUAUUUUAAAAGUGUCCCAAAUCCUCUUAAAUGAUAAUUACUCGAAAGGAAUAUUAAGAAACUGUAACAUUGUUUUUCUUAAAAGUCAAAAGAUUAUGGUUACUAGGCAAAAUGAUGAGAGAAGAAUUAUGAUCUCCUUCACCCUCUUCUUCCUAUAAUAACAUAUCCUUUUCUUUAAAUCAUUCUCCCUAGAUUCAUAUGGAUUUCACAUUAACUACUUGACGAAUUCAUGUCUCUACAAAUCAUCAAGAUAGUAUUACUUUUGGUUCCAUGGACGAUGGCGCAUUUUUAACAGAUCAUUUAUGUUUUACGAAGAUGUUUUUUUGGGCUUUGCUGAACAUUUACGGGUUUUAUUAAAAUCCACAAGGGAGGAGCGUCGGAUCAGGCCGUAGCUAGUUGACUGUAUGCGCCGAAUCAGGUUAUGGCCCAAAUGGGUUCUAAUUGAAUUAACGGGUCGGUCCCUAUACUGAUCCGUCUUUUUCAAAGGUCAAUUUGCACUAAAAAAGGGUCUGACUAGUUGUCUCCUAUUUUUCUUUGUUGGCUCUUUUUAGAGUAAUCACUAUAUAUAGGGUUAAUUUUGCUUUGACUUUACUCAAACAUCUCAUGAUUUGUUUUGGGCUUACCAACUCAAACAGAAUAUUUAUUAAACCAUUUUGAAUUCUCAUCAAAUAUUGUUUUGAAUGGUUUAGUUUCUAGAUAUGAUUUUGGUGUUAGGUUUUUUUGUUUGCUUUAGAUUCUCUUUUUUUUUCAAAACCUAAAUAGUAACAGCUUUGUUUUUUUUGUUAAUAAAUUAGUCAAAAAUUAUAAGAAAAAGUUAAGAUAUAUCUUAAAAAUAGCACAUAAAUAAAGGCUUCCUUCUAAAUCUACCACACCAAGCUUAAUUAAAAUCCCCGAGAAAAAUUCUCAGCUCCUAGAUAUAGUAUUUUCCUUAUAAUUUGAUUGAAUGAUUAAACAUUUCUUUGUACAAAAUUCUAAUAACUACAGCCAUUAAAGGCCAUAGUUUAAGACACACACACAUAUUAUAUGCAUUUAUAUUCUAAAAGGCCUAGUGGUUAGAUUUUGUUCUUUUCGCAUGAUCUUACCGGUCCAACUCAAAGCAUACAUAUGUUAUGUCUUAACACGAUCAAUAUAGAAGAUAAGCAAUACUCCAGAUUUGUAUGUGUAUAAUUCAUAAUAUAUGUACGGAAUUUUUUUAAAAAAACUAUUUUGUAUAAAGUCAAACGUUUUCUCUCCCUUGAUCAAUGAAAAUUCACGAGGAGAGCACAUAUUUCGCGUCGUCAGAAAAUUUAUUUAACAUAAUGCUAUUCAUAUAUGUAGUACUAAAACAAAGUUGAUGUUAUUAGGGUUUGACUUUUAUACUUUUCUGUCUAUUUAUUUAAGAACUCCAAGUAGCACUUCUUUAAAUAUUUUCAAAUGAUUCGAAAAAUAUCUAUAUCUCCUAAUUUCCCUAUAUUAUAUUCUGCAACUAAAUAGCUGUAUCUGGAGCAGGGAAAAAGGAUAAUACAUGUUACAAAAGGACAAUAUAAGCCAGGACAUGUUUUUUUUUUUUUUAGGACAUGUUAUCUUUCAGUGGAAUUGUAUGCACAAAAAUGGAAUAUCCUAAUCCAAGUCGUCGAAUUGAACUGUCUUACAAGCUACACAAUUGUUUAUCAAUUAACAAGAAACAUUGAAACUGUAAAUUAAGAAGAAAAAGAGAAGAAAAUUUCAGACAACAAAAAAUAUUUGAAUGAGUUCUUUUCAAGACAGAGAAACAUAUAAGCUGAUGUGCCGUGUUCUGAAAUGGAUACGAUCUCUAACCAACAAAAUAACCAAAAACAGGUUAUACAUGAAAUAAAUAUACAUUAGCUAUUGGCUGUUCCUCAUUCGAUCGUGAGCUGAGAAAACGACAAGCUUGAUUAAACCUGGAUUUGAGGUACGUGAAUAUAUAAAUAACAAAUUUCUCGGGAUUGAGAAUAAGUUAUUAGAGAUUCUCUAUAUGAUUUAACCUAAAAUAUUUCAGUGGAAAACAAUAGCUAAGAUGAAAUAGCUUUUUUCUUAUUUACAUGAAAGAUUAGAUCCGCUUAUACCGAAAGGUAAAUAAUAAUAAUAUGUUAUCGCUUAAGGGCUAAUAAUAUGUUAUCGUUGUGUAAAGUCACACAACAGUUUAUUCUCAAUCUGAGCCUCAGGUUUCCACUGAAUAGAUAACUAUUCUUAUAGGAUGCCUUUCGAAUUCUAUUAUAUAAAUAUGUUAUUUCAAUAAAAUAAAUAAAAUUACACCAUCAUUACAUACUGUUACUAAACACUAAUCAAAAGUAUUAGCAUCUUUUUAAUGAGACUCCAUAACAUUUUUGGUUUCUACAUAACUAAUAUAGCAACUUGAAUUUCGUUUUUAGUCUAGUUUUUAAUUUACUAUUGCACUGUUUGUUUUUUCUUCAGUUUGGGAUGAUACUUUAUAAUACAAUAAUCCGAAAAGUAGAAGACCUUGAUAAGUUUAAUACCAUAUUGUUUUAAUUAACUUGUCAGCUAUCAUAUACAUACGCCAUUUGGCCAUUAGUAAAUUAAGAAAAAAAACAACAACACAUGAACAGCUUCGAGGAUUUUUAUAACCACAAAAAAUUUAAAGUCAAACAAAAUAAAUAGUAUCCCUUUCUAAAAAACCGUAUCAUUUGAUCAUCUUCUUUAUCUACCUUUCGUUCUUUAUGACCACUAUCUAAUGUUAAAUGUGGCUUACACUUGGCGCAAUAAAAGAACGAAUAAAGAAAAAGAGCAAAAUACAAAAGAUGAUUAUAAAAAUAAAAUUUAAAAUCGAAGAUAUAUGAAAAAGGUGCAACACCACCACUACGAGCCACUUACUAACCAAGCCGCCCCAAAAGGUAAACGCCUCUCAUCUUUUAUACAAAAAUAAAAUAAUCAUCAUACUAUUCCUCACCAUCUUUUUUUUUCUUUUCUUAUUCACUUUUGUUAAUCUUAUUUUAUUUCACAUCAUAAUGUUUGUGCUCAUCAUGAUUAUAAUAUCAUCAAAUUCAAUUUUCAUGAUCAACAUCAUAGCACGCACGCACGCACCUCCAUCUUCAAAAACAUGAAAUGACCCAACUUCCUUCUUGUUUUUUCUUUCAUGAUCAAUAGUUAAAACGCAUUCAGCAGAAAAAAAAAGAAGAAUUAUAUCAAACCAUAAACAAAUGACAACUGACAACAUAACCAGAUAAAUCAUAUAACUAUAUUGAUUUUCACAAAAAUAAAUAUAUAUUAGCGUUGACUUUAACAAUUACAUAGGUAUUCAUAGGGUUGUACUUAAGGUUUCAUUAGAGGAAUAACAAAAAAAAACUAUUAUUACAGGAGGAAUAUUAAAAAGAUAGUAUAACAAAAAAACAAUACACACAGGCCACAACCACACUCAGGAUAACAUGAUAAAAUAAAAUAAAGGCAAUAAAAAGUAACUUUGGGUGUGACAAGAAGUUUUCUUCUGUUUGGUCUGACUAUUCCCUUUGGUCAACGAUGGUAUUGAGAGCCAUUUACAAGUUUCAGACACACAAACCCAGAUUGGAUAAUGAUGUCUUUUGCUUCUUUUCCCUCUCUUUCGUCUCCUCCUCCUCCUUCUCCUUCAAGCUUACUCAAAUCUUUCUAAGUUUUGUUCUCUUGUUCUCGCCAUGAUUGACGAGAAGAAGAUGAGAUCUACCAAAUCCAUUUGUCUCCUUGUGAGACCAGUACCUAUGUUCCUCUUCCUCCUUAUUUACGUUCUUUCCAUCUCUGUCUUCUUCCUUACAGUUUCAGAAGCUGUCUGUAAUCUCCAAGAUCGAGAUUCUCUCCUUUUCUUCUCCAGCAACGUAUCAUCUCCAGCUUCUCCUUUGCAUUGGAGCUCGUCUACUGAUUGUUGCUCCUGGGAAGGAAUCUCUUGCGAUGAUUCUCCACAAAAUCGAGUCACUUCGAUUCUUUUGCCCUCUAGAGGACUCUCAGGCAAUCUCCCCUCCUCUGUUUUGGAUCUCCCUCGUCUCACUCGUCUCGACCUUUCUCAUAACCGUCUCUCUGGUCCUCUCCCACAAGGCUUCUUCUCCGUUCUUGAUCACCUCACGUUUCUUGAUCUUAGUUACAACAGUUUCAACGGCGAACUGCCACUUGAAGCCAACGGAACCAGCAGAAACUUCCCAAUCCAGACAGUUGAUCUCUCCAGUAAUUUUCUCCAAGGCCAAAUCUUAAGCGGCUCUGUUUUCCUUCAAGGCGCUUUCAAUCUCACCAGCUUCAACGUCAGCAACAACAGCUUCACCGGUCCACUCCCUUCCUUCAUGUGCACCACUUCACCGCAGCUCACCAAACUGGACUUCUCUUAUAACAAAUUCUCAGGCGAUAUCUCUGGAGGGUUAGGCAGAUGUUUGAAGCUAAAUUCUCUUCGAGCAGGCUUCAACAAUCUAUCUGGUGAAAUCCCAAAAGAAGUCUACAAUCUCUCUGAGCUCGAGGAGUUCUCUUUACCAGUCAACCAUCUUUCAGGGAGGAUCGAUGAUGGGAUCACUCGUCUCACUAAACUGACACUGCUUGAGCUUUACUUCAAUCAACUCCAAGGAGAUAUACCAAAGGAUAUAGGUAGACUAAUCAAUCUGCGCAGCCUCCGGCUCCAUAUCAAUAACCUCACAGGUUUUGUCCCGGUCUCUCUCUCCAACUGCACCAAACUCGAGAAGCUGAAUCUAAGGGUUAAUCGGCUGGGAGGAACCUUAUCGGUAGACUUUUCUCGUUUUCAGAGCCUCAGCAUUCUGGACCUCGGAAACAAUAGCUUCACCGGUGACUUCCCCUCGACGGUUUACUCCUGCAGAAACAUGACAGCGAUGAGGUUUGCAGGCAACAAGUUAACGGGACAGAUAUCUCCACAAGUACUGGAACUGAAGUCUCUGACGUUCUUUACGUUCUCAGACAAUAACAUGACGAACAUUACAGGAGCUCUCAGUAUUCUGCAAGGCUGCAAGAAUCUGUCUACUCUCAUCAUUGCAAAGAACUUUUACGACGAAACAAUACCAAGCAACGAGGAUUUUCUAGCAUCAGGUGCAUUUCCAAAGCUCCAAAUCUUCGGUACCGGUGGAUCUAGAUUGAAAGGUGAAAUACCAGCUUGGCUGAUCAAGCUCAAGAGCGUAGAACUUAUGGACCUGUCACAAAAUCGAUUCGUGGGGUCGAUUCCUGGUUGGCUAGGAACUCUUCCAAACCUGUUUUACUUGGAUCUUUCUGAUAACCUUCUUACAGGAGAGCUUCCAAAGGAACUGUUUCAGCUGAGAGCACUCAUGUCCCAAAAGGUAUAUGAUGCAACAGAGAGGACCUAUCUAGAGCUACCUGUUUUUGUAAAGCCCAAUAAUAUCACCAGCAAUCAACAAUACAAUCAGCUUGCCAGCCUUCCACCUGCGAUAUAUAUCCGAAGGAAUAACCUGACCGGGAGCAUACCAGUUGAGAUCGGACAGCUAAAGGUUCUCAUGCACCUCGAGCUUUUAGGUAAUAAGUUUUCAGGUAGCAUCCCAGAUGAAUUGUCAAACCUCACAAGCUUAGAGAGGCUGGACCUGUCCAACAAUAAUCUAUCUGGCAGAAUCCCUUGGUCGCUCACGGGACUCCAUUUCAUGUCCUAUUUCAACGUUGCAAACAACACUCUCAGCGGGCAGAUACCUACAGGGUCUCAGUUCGACACUUUCCCAAAAUCGUAUUUUGAAGGAAACCCAUUGCUGUGUGGCCGUGUACUGCAACUCUCCUGCACGGUUGCACCCAAGCCUUAUACAAACGAAAAGGCGAGCACAACGGUUGUUUUGGGGAUUGUCAUUGGGAUCUUUUUCGGCGUCAGUUUGAUUUUGGUGAUGCUUGCUUUGUGGGUGAUGUCAAAGAGGAGAGUAAACCCAGGAGACUCUGAGAACGCAGAACUGGAGAUAAACUCCAACGCCUCGUAUUCCGAAGUCCCUCCGGGUUCGGAGAAAGAUAUAAGCCUUGUGCUGCUGUUCGGGAACAGUAGAUACGAAGUUAAAGACCUGACCAUAUUUGAGCUCCUGAAAGCUACCAACAACUUCAGCCAAGCUAAUAUCAUCGGAUGCGGCGGGUUUGGUCUUGUCUACAAGGCUGUCUUGGACAAUGGGACGAAACUGGCGGUUAAGAAACUCACCGGAGACUAUGGUUUGAUGGAGAAAGAGUUCAAGGCGGAGGUGGAAGUUCUGUCAAGAGCCAAACAUGAGAACCUGGUCGCUCUACAAGGCUACUGCGUCCAUGACAGUGCUCGGAUACUUAUCUACUCGUUCAUGGAAAACGGAAGCCUUGACUAUUGGCUGCACGAGAAUCCAGAAGGUCCAGCUCAACUGGAUUGGGCUAAAAGACUUCAUAUCAUGAGAGGAGCAAGCUGCGGACUAGCGUACAUGCACCAGAUAUGCGAACCGCACAUAGUACACCGAGACAUCAAGUCCAGCAACAUCCUUUUGGACGGAAGUUUCAAGGCCUACCUCGCGGACUUCGGCUUGUCGAGACUGAUCCUUCCGUACCGCACCCACGUUACAACAGAGCUUGUGGGCACACUGGGCUACAUCCCCCCGGAGUACGGACAAGCGUGGGUAGCCACUCUGAGAGGUGACGUGUACAGUUUUGGCGUCGUGAUGCUCGAGCUACUCACGGGGAAAAGACCAAUGGAGGUGUUCAGACCGAAGAUGUCGAGAGAAAUAGUCGCGUGGGUGAAUCAGAUGAGAAGGGAAGAGAAACCAGAGGAGGUGUUUGAUCCGUUGCUGAGAGAGAGUGGUCACGAAAGAGAGAUGCUUCGUGUGCUUGACAUAGCCUGCAUGUGUGUGAACCAAAACCCAAUGAAAAGACCAGUUAUACAACAAGUUGUGGACUGGCUUAAUGAUGUAGACGCGGGAAACAGAAACCAAAGUAACAGAGAAGAAGCUGAAGAAGAAGAAGAGACAAAGUAACAUCUUGUGUGUGCCUUUUUUUAUACUUUCAUCACACAUUCUGCAUUAAGUAAAUAUACACUUCAUUUUUUUUUUGUGGGUCUUGUCAAGUGCAAAUGGUAACCAUCAUUUUCUUGUAAAUUAAAAAGUUUUGAUGGUGUAAAGUAUGAAGCUUUGUGGCUUUUCCAGAACUA